CUUAUAGUGUCGUUGCAGCCAUGAUGGACGGCAUGGAAGAGGUUCUGCACAGCGAGACGAACGGGACGAAGAGUGGGAGGUCAGACACAGUGGACCUCAAUGACAGUACUCUCCAGGUGGAUAUAUCAGAUGCCCUUAGCGAAAGAGAAAAAGUUAAAUUUACCGUCCACACAAAGACAACCUUGCCAGACUACAACAAAUCCGAGUUUUCGGUUGUACGACAGCAUGAGGAGUUCAUCUGGCUACAUGACCGGUUUGAUGAGAAUGAAGACUAUGCAGGCUACAUUAUACCCCCUCCUCCCCCCCGUCCGGACUUUGAUGCAUCUCGGGAAAAGCUGCAGAAAUUGGGCGAAGGCGAGGGAAGCAUGACCAAAGAGGAGUUCAACAAGAUGAAGCAGGAAUUGGAGGCGGAAUAUCUGGCAACCUUCAAGAAGACAGUGGCCAUGCACGAGGUAUUCCUUACCAGACUGGCACAGCACCCUAUCUUCAGGACCGAUCACAACUUCAAAGUUUUCCUCGAAUAUGAACACGAUCUCUCAGUCAGAACAAAGAACAAGAAAGAGAAGGUGGAAGGCCUCUUCAGGAGCAUCAACAAGUCCACGGAUGAGAUCCUCUUGGCGGCCACGCAAAAGGACGUGGAUGACUAUUUCGAGAAGGAGAAGGGAUUCCUGCUGGAAUACCAUGCAGCCAUCAAGGACUCCACCCUUAAGGCUGACAAAAUGACUCAGGCACAUAAAACAGGUGUUGCAGAUUCAUACAUCAAGCUGUCCACGGGCUUGUCUCAGUUGGGAACGAUUGAGGGCCCAAGACUAGAAAAGUUUAUCAACAAAGUGUCAGACACCUUUGAGAAAGCGAGGAAAGUGGAAGGCCGGGUAGCCUCAGAUGAAGAUCUCAAGUUAUCUGAUACGCUUCGCUACUAUGUGCGGGAUGGGAGUGCUGCCAAGGACCUCCUCUACCGCCGUUUGCGAUGCCUUGCCAACUAUGAACAGGCCAACAAAAACCUUGACCGUGCAAGGGCCAAGAACAAGGACGUCCAUGCUCCCGUGGACGUUGCAGACGCGGAACUUGCACAGCAGAAUGCAUGUGAAAGGUUUGAGCAUAUGUCAGCUAGAGCCAAAGAAGAGCUUAACAGCUUCAAGACACGCCGUGUGGCAGCCUUCAAGAAGAACCUAAUAGAACUGGCUGAAUUGGAACUUAAGCAUGCCAAGGCACAAGCCCAGUUACUGAAGAAUUGUUUGCAAGCACUACAGGAAGAGUGACAUCACCAGAAUACUAUAACAGAGCAGGCGAUCAAGCUGUAUUUGGUAUAGGUCUUUUCAGCGGGAAUCUUGUAUAUAGAGUGUGGCCCAGGUACGGAACUCUCCAGAGCACUUGCUUCUGCCCGCUACCACCAUGGUCACUCCCAUGUUGUGUGUGAGAAAGUGGGAGAGAAAGAAAGAGCAUUGUACACGGAAGAAUGAUCUUAUCUAGAAGGCUGCAUUAGAGAGGCGUCACUUAUGGUUGAUUGGGAAGGCUGGUUGAUUCAGCAAAAUUCACCAUAGGGUAUGUUGAUGAACUGAAGACUGUGAUGUUACUGAGACUAAAUGAUGUAUGUGUGAUAGUUGUUUUUUUUUUUUCUUUUUUUAUGGAUU
Penaeus indicus is the source of this 1631-nucleotide messenger RNA. RefSeq names its product sorting nexin-6-like (gene Snx6). Gene Ontology annotation, molecular function: phosphatidylinositol binding. The record is from RefSeq and is a predicted model, not a curated record. NCBI's taxonomy places the organism in Eukaryota, Metazoa, Arthropoda, Malacostraca, Decapoda, Penaeidae. The transcript has 13 exons. Bases 21 to 1259 code for a protein of 412 amino acids. Gene Ontology annotation, biological process: phagosome-lysosome fusion involved in apoptotic cell clearance.